Messenger RNA from Lutzomyia longipalpis, 5825 nucleotides. Its product is annotated as L-dopachrome tautomerase yellow-f2-like. The coding region runs from base 4310 to 5710 and encodes 466 amino acids. The record is from RefSeq and is a predicted model, not a curated record. Lineage: Eukaryota; Metazoa; Arthropoda; Insecta; Diptera; Psychodidae. The transcript has 3 exons. Gene Ontology annotation, cellular component: extracellular region.
ACUUAAUUUUAAAUUCAUUGUGAAUGGUAUUUUAUUAAAAAACAAAAAAAACUUUUUUCUUUUUAUUCUCAAGUCAUAUUUGAAUAAAAAUAUUUAAUGUAUAAAAUAUACAAGAUGAAAAAAAUGAAAGAAAUAUUUCAAUUUGAAUGGAUUUUAUUGCAGCAGACUUCGACGUGACAUUUAUUUAGUUUUGUUUUUAUUUUAUUUCAUUUGAAAAUUAAUAUUUGGAUCAACUUUAUGCAUAAAAGACACGUAAAAAAAUUUCUCUCAUAAAUCUUUCAGCUUUAAAUCUACACUACCCUCAAAAAGUUUCUGGGCAAGCAAAAAUGGGGUAUUUUUGAAGGCAAAUUUCAAGUUGCUAUAAUUCCGGCUGUGGUCAACCGUUUUUCAAAACUUUAUUUUUUUUUGAAAAGGUUUUCUAACCUUUCCAAAACUGGUAAAUUUUUGAAAAUCGGUCAACCCGUUAUGUCUUGGCAGCCAUUUUGGUAAACCUAAAAAAGCAUUUUUUUUACGAUUACACAAAUUUUAAAUGGUUAGGGACUAUAGACUAUAGUUAGGGGACAUGAUAAGCUAUUAAUUGAAGCCUGAAGGAAUUAAAUUAUCUUUCCAAAGAUACUCUAUUCAUCAAAAUCGGUGCACUAGCAACCGAGAUGCGAGAGGUCAAAGUCAAGAAAUUGUGAAAAAAAUGUACUGGUAAGCUGACCAAGCUUACGAGAGCUGUGUUUCUCUCAGUGUACCAAUUUUGUGAGAGCAAACUAUAAAGCAAAUUAAUUUCAAUACGCGCAAAGUCGGGAAAAGUUGAAAAGUCAUCCCCCAAGAAAUCUUUAAAACGCCAUAUCUCGGGAACGGCCUCAUAGAUUUUCGAUUGUGAGCUAUCGUUGGAAAGGUCUUAACCUCAAUUAUAACAUAUUAAAAAAUGAAGUAAAUCGAUAAUGGCAUUUUCGAAAAAUUCGAGUUCGUUUUCGAAAAUUUUGAUUUUGACUUUAGCGCCUCUCGCGUUCAUUUCUCGAAGUUGCAAUGUUUUAGACAUUUGUAGGGUUUCACGAAACCUUUCAUUUGCGCUUGAGUUGAACAAAAUCGGACUUGUAGAACCCGAGAUAUGACAUGUUAAAAACAUGGCGACAUAAUUUUUUUUAUAAAUAGAUGUUGUAGUAAGCUAUAAUAUAUCAAAAAAUGAAGCAAAUCGAUAAUGGCGUUUUCGAGAUAUUCAUUGAAAACUCAUCGAAAAUUUUGUUUUUGAUUUUUGGUCCCCUAGCGGUCACUUUUGAAACUUCGGAUGUUCGAGAGAGUUGUAGGGUUUGUUGAGAUCUUUCAUUUGAGCCCGGGUUGAUCAAAAUCGGUCAAGCCGUUUUCGAGUUAUAGUCGAUUUUCGAUGAAAAAUUGUGUCGGCCAUAUUGACUAAACGGCUCGACCGAUUUUCGAAAAUGAGGUAUCGUUGGAAAGGUAUUGAUGUCCCCUACAACAUAUAAAAAUUUCAGUUUUUUUAGAUAUUACAGGGGCUGAGUUAUAGCGAAAACAAAAUUUUGAGGUUAUUCAAAAUGGAGGACGCGGUGGGGGAUAAAAUUUGACGUCAUAAUCUGACGUCUUCCAGUCGACUUUUAAACUUUGGCGUUUACCGCAAAAAAAAAUUUUGGCGCAUACGUUUUUUGGAAUGUGGGGACCCUAAUUCGUGCUCAUCCCAAGUUUGAGCCCGAUCUGACGACUUUCGAUUUUGCUCGGUACACAAAAGCUGUGUCUGAAAGAAACACAGCUAAAAUAAAUUUUUGAAAAUCGGUUUACCACAGCCCGAGAUAUAGCCAUUUGAAAUAUCCCAUUUUAGCCUUGCCCGGAAACUUUUUGAGGGUAGUGUAUAUGGAGGAUCACACAUUGGCGCGAUUGAGAGGGUCCAGUGGCUUCGAUAACGAGUGCAACUACCGCGCGCGCACAAAGCUGGUUUGUUACGAAAUCACAACACCAUCUAUUCACCUCAUCAUUCAACUCAUGCACACAGAAUCAUUUCCAAACACUCACUCCACGGAUGUUUACCAGCGCGCGUACCACCGCAACCAAUCCAAUUAAUUAGCGGCAAAUUGAAACAAAUGGUCUGACUGAGAGGAUUACUCGUAACCCGUCGUUUUGUGCACGUAAAAACAUCUCGUAUCUUGCGCAAAGAUCUUCAACUCCUUCAUUACCAGAAGCAAUUGCCGUGCAGUUGUGGACGCGCAUUGUGGUGCUGCUGAUGAAGAAGGGAUUGGUGGAUUUUCAUAUGGACUUUACUACAGAGCGCCUGCGAGAGAGUAAGUUCUCGAAAAAGGGAUGAUGAAAUCAAACAACGUUGACUGGUCCGGAGAGAGGGCAGCCGGUGGGAAUUUUCCAUUUGAAUCUACAAAGAAAAAAAAAGGAGAUCUUUUGAGAUCACAUCGCUUCUGGGCUUCGUGUGAUCUUAAUCCAUCCACAUUGACAUGAGCCGGAGGGCAUAGGUACGCGUCCUAUAAAGCAUUCACCUCCCUCAUGGGAGAUCUCUAUGAGUUUGCAAUGCAUGAAAUACUCACAAAUGGAUAAACCGCAUCAAUUUAUCAUGUAAGAGUCUCGAAAGAAAAAAAUUCAGUGGGAGCUAUAGGUUUCUUCGGCCUAAAACUUGUUUAAAGGAGAUUUAGAAGGAAUUGGAGGAGUUUCGUCGUUUCUGCAGCGAUUUAGUCUACGAGUUUGCUUCAAUGGAUUUUGGGAAUUUUUAGUGAACUUCAAGAUUCAUCUUGUUCUUCAGGAUCUUCAAUUCGUUUGAAAUCUUCAAGAUCGCUAAGAAUCAACAAGAAAUUCAGGUAAGUACCAUCCUUGGGUGUAAAAAUAUUAAUUUUUUGAAUGCAGAAGUUCUACAUUAAUAUUUUUAAAGAGUAUUUAUAUUUAAAAAUCUUUCUAAAAAGUUUGCAUUUUAUUGAAAUAUUAUAUCUACAAUCACAAAACUUUUCCAGAUUAAUUGUUUAAAGUCAUUUAUUUUAUUCUUUCAAGACUACAUAAAUAAGUAUAAAAAAUAAAUAAAUAAAUAAGCUAAUAGAUAAAAUCAAUGACAAACAGGACAUAAAUUAUGUGAUUGACUAAUGAUUAUUCAUGAAUUGUGUAAUUGACCGAUGAUUGACGGAUGAUUGUCCGUAAAUUGCGUGAUUGACCGAGGAUUGGGCAUUAUUUGAUAAAAGUUGAUCAACAGUUGAUCAAUCCAUGAUCAAUAUUGAUUGAGUUAAAAUUGACUCAAUAUUGAUUGAUCAAUAAUUGAGCAUAAAUUGACCAACUAACUGGAUAAAUAAAAUGAAGAAUAGUUGAUCAACAGUUGUCAAAUCCAUGAUCUAUAAUUGAGAUAAAGUUAACUCAAUAUUGAUAGUAUCAAUAUUGAAUAAAUGUUGGUUCGCAUAGAUGAUUAAUUAUUGAGCAAUUAGAAUCGACUUGAGAUUGACCAAUAAUUGAUCAAUCGAUUGACAAACUCAAUUGAUUUAUAAAUUAUUGAUAAAACGAUGAUCAAUCUGAUUGAUUCAGUCAUGAUUGAACUUUUAUUUACUCAAGCGAUUAAAAUUCUUAAAAUUAGUAAAAAUAUUAGAAAAAAAAACUAUCGCUAGAAAAGGAAACUUACAGAUGGUGGCUAAACAUUAAGCUAAGAAUUUCAAUGAAUUUGAUAAGACAUUUCACUAAAUUUCUGUUCUUGUGAAAAACAAUUUUUUUGAAAAAGCUCACUAAAGCUUCUAAACUUUUUUUCCCAUCUAGAAGUUUCCUUUUCUAGUUAAACGACGACUGACGCAUCAUCUUUACUUCUUUUAUAGAUCAUUAACAAUUCAAUUAGGAAAUUGAAACAAACUCUAAAUGAUCUAAGUAUCUCUUAAUUAAAACUAUUUAAUCUACAAAAAAUAUAGAAAAAAAAAACGUAAAAGCUUCUUUACAAUUCGUCUUUAGCCUCAAAGCUCCCUGAAGCUCCUUUUUGCUAGAAACAUUCUCUUCGCCUCUCUGAAAUCUUUCAUUUGGAGAUAAAUUAAAUUUCAGAAGCUACCAAAGCCCCCAUAUUAUUAGUCUAGUAUGAAUGCUCUAUUGUUGGGAAGACGAGUGAGGAGAUUUUGAAAAAGCGAAUGCGAUUUGGUGUGUUUGUAUGGCAAAAAGAUUGCGCGCGCGAGCGAUGUCAAUGAACCAGAAUCUGCGGGGAGUUUCACUCCAAGAGUUGUAUGAUGGAGAGGAGAAAUUGAUGGCGUCGCGGUGUUAUAAAAGAGCUCGCAGUGAGAGUGGAGCUCUUUAGUUUUGUGCAUUCCCCAGUGGUAAAAGUGUUUUGUUUAAUGUGAGUGUUGCCCUGUGCACCAUGAGGUCACUCCUUGGAUGGCUUAUCCUCCACUUUGCUGCCUUUUGCUUGGGCAGUGAGACACAGCAGAUCUAUUCGUGGAAAUCCGUGGAUGUUGUGGAUGCUGAAAAGGCGGGAACAGUUGGGGGAUAUCCGGUGUAUGCUGCAAGUGGGAAUCACAUUACGGGCAUUGGGUAUCAUGCAAAGAGUGGCACGAUGAUUGUAACAAUUCCACGGAGGCAACCUGGGAUCCCUGCAACUGUGGGGGCAUUCUGUGCGAAGGAUUGGAAGAAGGGGAGUAGCCCGAAGAUUUUUCCCAUUCCCAAUGCACGGGUGAAUGCACUCAAGGAGGGAUUUUUCAGUGAAGCCAAAGAGAUGACUUCCAUUGAGACGGUGUCCAGGGCACGUAGAGCUGCAGCAACAGAUGCAGACACCACAAAACCCAUCAUCUCCGUGAGCACACCAAUUGUAGAUGAUAAGUGCAAUAGAUUGUGGUUCCUGGAUACGGGGGUAAUUUGGUAUCCUGAUCAGAUAAUUGUCGUGCAACGUCCAUCACUGUGGGUUGUGAAACUCCCUGAGAAAUCUUGCUCCAAGGAUGCCUUCAAGGUGCUCAAGAGGAUUGAAUUUAGUGAUGAUCAAAUUGGGGAUAUUUCGGGACUAUCGGACAUUGCAUUGGAUUUUGCAAAGAAUGGCACAUGCGAUGAUGUUUACGCAUACAUCCCAGAUUCAGUGGGGCAUCAGAUUGUCGUGCAUGACUACCGGGCGGGGAAGACGUGGGCCUUCCGUGGACACUACUCCUUUGAUCCUGUUGUGCGCGAAAGUGCAAUUGUGGCGGGAGAUCGACAAUACGUCAUUGAGGAGGGUGUAACAUCACUCACACUCGGCUGGAGGGAUACAUCAGGCUAUCGUGCUGCCUACUACAUCCCACUCUCGGGCACAGGGCAGUUUGCAGUGUCAACGCAGGUGCUGAAGGAAGAAUCCCGGGCACCAGCAAACUUCCAUCCGGAAGAUUUCAAACUCAUUGGUUACCGUGGGCAGCAACUUCAGGCCUAUCGUCAUGUUUUUGAUCCCAAAAAUGGAAUUAUUUUCUACGCUGAUGCCCAAGAGCAGAGUAUCCGAUGCUGGAAUGUACGCCGACCUCUCACACCUGAUCACAUUGGAGUAACAAAUUUCAAUGCAACAGAUGUGGAGGGAUUGGAUCUUAUGAUUGACUCAAGGGGAGAUCUUUGGAUUCUUGCUAAUAAACCCCUCAAAUUCCGCGUUUCCGAAAUGGACACCAAAGAAGUCAAUGCCAGACUUUUCCGCCUCUCAGUGAGUGAUGCCAUCCGGGGGACUCUGUGUGAAGAUUCCAGUGCUAUAGUUGAGGAAUUUGAUGAAGCUGAGAGGAAUGUUUACAAGAAUAGUGAAGAUUUUAUCCACUGAUUUUUUUGAGUUUUGAGCGGAAGCAUCCAAAGGAAGCUUCAGUGAUUGACGAUUUCCCACUGUUUUACUACCUUACAAAAAAAAAACAAUAAAAGAAAUCCAUGUCCUUUUAAAA